CUCACCAUGGGCGCGGAAGGGUUUGUUGCGCCGUUGCUGGGCGCAUUGCAAGCCUGCGUGUCCGUCCUACUUACCAUCUGCUACGGAGUCGCGGCUCAGCGAUUACAAUUGAUGCACAAAGAAUCGAUUGACGAUAUGGCAUGUCUGAGCGUCAAACUCUUCCUACCUGCGUUGAUUGUUGUGCAUUUGGGCGAGCAAUUGCAUGCUGGGAAUAUGUUGAACUAUGUUCCUGUCUUGGUUUGGUCAUUUAUUUACACCGGCAGCUCGAUCGGAUUUGCAUACGUCGUCUCGAAAGUACUCAAACUUCCGCCCUGGGUUACACCGGCUUGCGCCUUCAACAACACCACGUCACUCCCGUUGCUUCUCUUACAGUCUCUGGAAAGCGUUGGAAGUCUGCACCCGAUUGUUCGCGGUGAAGAUACCGUCCCGGAUGCCAUUCGUCGGGCUCAAAGUUACUUCCUCGUUUGCGCUGUGGUCAGCAAGACUAUUGGAUACGCUGUUGGACCUGGGCUGCUCGAAACCCAGACCAACAAUGACAAUGGACAAGGUAGACGCGUAUCAGAAGCAGAACAGGGUGAUGCUGAGUCGCAACAUGCUUCAGCAGCGGAGCAGGAGGAUGUCAAUGAGGAGACUUCUCUACUCCCGGACCGCGCACACAAAACAGGUCGUCAGAUUCGCAGUCAGAUCAAGCACUACGGGGGAUGUAUUACGUCUUGCCUCCCGAAACGGGUCAAGCAACGACUACUGGCACCAUUCGAGUCCCCCUUUGCAGAUGUCAUGAUUACUUGUACGACUGUCGGUGUGAUAUUGGGAUCUGUUCCACAAUUACACAAGGCAUUCUUCAACCACUCAGAUGAUGGUGGUAUAUUCAACGCAUGGUUAACCUCCAGCGUCAAGAAUAUUGGCCAGUUAUUCACAACGCUUCAAAUCUUCAUCGUCGGAGGAAAACUAGGUCUCAGCUUCGAACGGAUGAAAGGUGGCACUGGUCGUAUUCCGUUCAGGGCGAUUUUGACUAUCUUCCUCGUUAGAUUGGUUCUAUGGCCUGCAAUCAGCAUUUCCGUCAUCUAUGCUUUGGCCAAGGGAACCAACAUCCUCCAAACCGAUCCGAUUCUCUGGUUCAGUAUGAUGCUCAUGCCUGCUGGACCGCCGGCGUUGGUGAUAUCAGGAUUAGCUGAAUUGGCUAAGAUUCCUGAGACGGAGGAGAUUGAAGUUGCGAAGACGUUGACGAUCAUGUAUGCAUUGUCGCCGUUUGUAUGUCUGUCGAUUACGGGAGCGUUGAAAGCUUCUCAAGCUGCGUUGGAGGCGAGGAGUUCAUGAGGUUGGUAAUUGUACGAUAUUGUAUAUAUUGCAUAGGAGCUUGUUACGGAGUUCCAAGUAGUAUGUUAAAAAAAAAAAAAGAUCCAAU
Molecule: messenger RNA, 1405 nt
Organism: Aspergillus glaucus CBS 516.65
Lineage: Eukaryota; Fungi; Ascomycota; Eurotiomycetes; Eurotiales; Aspergillaceae
Product: Auxin Efflux Carrier superfamily
Exons: 4
Coding region: 7-1317 (436 amino acids)
Biological process (GO): transmembrane transport
Cellular component (GO): endoplasmic reticulum; membrane
Source: RefSeq, a predicted model, not a curated record